Molecule: messenger RNA, 2544 nt
Organism: Loxodonta africana (African savanna elephant)
Lineage: Eukaryota; Metazoa; Chordata; Mammalia; Proboscidea; Elephantidae
Product: extracellular calcium-sensing receptor-like
Biological process (GO): G protein-coupled receptor signaling pathway
Cellular component (GO): plasma membrane
Molecular function (GO): G protein-coupled receptor activity
Source: RefSeq, a predicted model, not a curated record
AUGGCCAAACAAGGAGGCCGCAGUGCCACUGUAUGCUCAGCUACCUUCUCAGCUAACAAGCUGGAGAUCAGCAGGGAAAGGCUCUGCUUUGAGCAGCCUGGGAACGUGGUGGUUGGGGGCAGCUUCACCAUUUUCUACGUUGAUGAAGUCACCCUGCUCAAGUUUACUUCUCCACCAGCUGCCGUGGCAUCUUCAAACCUUAACAUAUGGGGCUACCUGGUGUCCCAGGGUUUGGUCUUUGCCAUCGAGGAGCUCAACAGGGACUCCCACCUGCUGCCCAACCUCACACUGGGCUUCUCCAUCUGGAACCCUGGAGACUCAGUGUCUGGAGCCCUCCAUGAGGCUAUGGUCUUCCUCACAGGCCAGGAGGAACCCAUCCCCAUCUACAUGUGUCAGGCCAGCCCUCCCCAAGCUGCCCUAAUUGGAGACACACGUUCCGCCCUAUCCAUCCCCCUGGCCAGGCUGCUGGGGCUCUACAAAUUCCCCCAGGUCAGCUACGCAUCGACUCUGGCCAGCCUCAGCGACAAGACCCAGUUCCCAUCCUUCAUGAGGACCGUGCCCACUGACCUCACAAAUUCCCACAUGGUGGCCCAGCUGGUGCUCCACUUUGGAUGGUCCUGGGUGGGCAUUCUGUCCCAGGAUGAUGACUAUGGCCAACAGAGCAGCGCUCCGGUGACCCAGGAGCUGGUUCAGGCCAGAGUCUGUAUUGAGUUCAACCUCCACAACCCCUCCCAGGAGUCCCUGGAGAAGACACAUGCCAUCGUCCAGAGGAUAAAAGUCGGCACUGCCAAGGUCAUUCUGGUCUUCCUGAGCAAUAAAAAUUUUCAACUUGUUCUGCAGGGGCUGCUGGGCAGCGAGGUCUUGGGCCAGGUAUGGGUCAGCCAGGACACACUGCACAGCGUGCUGGCCCUGACAAUCCCAGGUGUGUCCCAGGUCCUGCAGGGCUCCUUCAGCCUUAUGCCACUGCACCACCGCCAGGUCCCCAGCUUCCUGGAAUUCCUUGCUCGCCUGCACCCCGCCCAGACCCCAGAAGACAUGUUCACCCAGAGGUUUUGGGAAAUCACCUUUGGAUGCAUGUGGCCCAGCAGGAGCUCAGGGCCAGAGGGAAACAGCACAGGAGGGGUGCUGUUCUGCUCAGGGAAUGAGAGCCUAACAGGCCAGGAGUACCCUUUCCAGAAUGUGAGUUACUUGCACCUCGCAUACUCGGCGGUCUACAGUGUCGCCCACGCUCUGCAAGACCUGGUCACCUGUGAGCAUGGCGAUGGGCCAUGUGCAGACACUCAACACUUUCAGCCCUGGCAGCUUCUGCAUCACCUCAGGAAGGUGCAUUUCAAGACCCCCGAUGGGAGAGAGAUCAUUUUUUAUGCCAAUGGAGAUAUAGUUACAGAAUUUGACAUUCUCCAUGGGCAGAAAACCCCUGAGGACAUAUCCCACUUCGUCCACAUCGGCACCAUUGACCAGCGAGCCUCUUCCAGGGACAGAGUGACCAUCCUCUGGACAAAGGAAGAGCCCCAGGUCCCCAGCUCUGUCUGCAGCACAAGUUGUACCCCGGGCUUCAGCCAGAUCCCCCAACAGGGCGCCCCUCACUGCUAUUUUGAGUGCAGACCCUGCCCUGAGGGGCAGUUUACAAACCAGACAGACAUGAAGCAGUGUCUUCCUUGCCCCAUGGAACAGUACUCCAGCCGUGCCAGAGACCACUGCCUCCCCAGGACUGAGAACUUCCUAGCCUUUGAUGAGCCCCUGGGGCUCAUGAUGAUCUCAGCAGCAGUCACACUAGCCAGCCUGGCACUGCUGGUCCUGGUGGUGUUUCUGAAAUACAGGAACACACCUGUGGUCAGGGCCAACAACAGGGCUCUCAGCUACACGCUCCUGGCCUCUCUCGCUCUCUGUGCCAUCUGCCCCUUGCUCUUCCUUGGUCGUCCCACCAUUGCCACCUGCCUCCUCCGCCAGACCACUUUUGCAGUCGUGUUCACCGUGGCUGUCUCUUCUGUCCUGGCCAAAACCCUCACAGUGGUCCUGGCCUUCAGGGUCACGAGGCCAGGGGGCAGGGUGCAGGUGUGCCUGGGACCUGGUGCCUCCACCUCUGUCAUCCUCACAGUCUCCUUGGUCCAAGUGAUUCUCUGUGGAGUCUGGCUGGGUACCUCCCCACCAUUCCCGUACAGGGAAAUGGCUUCUGAGCCCAGCCAAGUCACUGUCCGGUGCCAUGAGGGCUCCAGAGCCGCCUUCUCCUAUGUGCUGGGCUACUUGGGCCUCCUGGCUGGGGGCACAUUCUUGGUGGCCUUCUUUGCCAGAGGUCUUCCUGAUGCCUUCAACGAGACCAAGUUCCUCACCUUCAGCAUGCUGCUUUUCUGCAGCGUCUGGGUGGCCUUCCUGCCCCUCUACCACAGUGCCCGCGGCAAGGCCACCGUGGCUGUGGAGAUCUUCUCCAUCCUGGCCUCCACCGCGGGGCUUCUGUGCGGUAUCUUCCUGCCCAAGUGCUACAUCAUCCUGCUGAGGCCUGAGUGGAACACUCCAGCCCGCCUGAAGAGUAGACGCCAGACUUAG